GAGAGCGGCGGUGGCUGCUGCUGUGCGGGCGCGGGAGGCGAGGCGGCCGGAGCGGGGCGAGGCGAGCAUGGCGGUGGCCGUGGGCAGAGCCGCGAACGAUGACCUUCGAAACCUGUCCCUGUCGGGCCACGUUGGUUUUGACAGUCUUCCCGACCAGCUGGUCAACAAGUCAACCUCACAGGGUUUCUGCUUCAACAUCCUUUGUGUCGGGGAAACCGGAAUCGGCAAAUCCACGCUCAUGGACACUCUAUUCAACACAAAGUUUGAAAGCGACCCUGCCACUCACAAUGAGCCCGGCGUGCGGUUGAAAGCAAGAAGUUAUGAACUUCAGGAGAGCAAUGUCCGUCUGAAGCUGACGAUUGUCGACACGGUGGGAUUUGGGGACCAGAUCAAUAAAGACGACAGCUACAAGCCCAUUGUGGAGUACAUAGAUGCCCAGUUCGAAGCCUACCUGCAGGAGGAACUAAAGAUCAAGCGGUCGCUCUUCAAUUAUCAUGACACCAGGAUCCACGCAUGCUUAUACUUCAUUGCACCUACCGGGCACUCGCUGAAGUCUCUUGAUCUGGUCACCAUGAAGAAGCUCGACAGUAAGGUGAACAUCAUUCCCAUCAUCGCCAAAGCAGACACCAUCGCAAAAAAUGAGCUGCAUAAAUUCAAGAGCAAGAUCAUGAGCGAGCUAGUCAGCAACGGGGUCCAGAUCUAUCAGUUCCCGACGGACGAGGAGACGGUGGCCGAGAUAAACGCUACCAUGAGUGUCCACCUCCCGUUUGCUGUUGUUGGCAGCACCGAAGAAGUGAAGAUUGGCAAUAAGAUGGCCAAGGCCAGGCAAUACCCAUGGGGUGUUGUGCAGGUUGAAAACGAAAACCACUGUGACUUCGUGAAGCUGCGUGAAAUGUUGAUCCGAGUCAACAUGGAGGACCUGCGGGAGCAAACUCACAGCAGGCAUUAUGAGCUUUACCGCCGUUGCAAGCUAGAAGAGAUGGGGUUCAAAGACACGGACCCAGACAGCAAACCUUUCAGUCUCCAAGAGACCUAUGAAGCCAAGAGAAAUGAAUUCCUCGGCGAGCUUCAGAAGAAAGAGGAAGAAAUGAGGCAAAUGUUUGUCAUGCGAGUGAAGGAGAAAGAAGCUGAGCUGAAAGAAGCAGAAAAGGAUCUCCAUGAGAAGUUUGACCACCUAAAGCGGACCCAUCAAGAAGAGAAGAAGAAGGUAGAAGACAAAAAGAAAGAACUGGAGGAAGAGCUGAGCAACUUCCAGAAGAAGAAGGCUGCUGCCCAGCUACUACAAUCACAGAGCCAACAGGCUGGUUCUCAACAAACCAAGAAAGAGAAGGACAAGAAAAAUUCAAGCUUCACAUAAAGCCUGCCAAGUCAAUGGACGUUCCUGCAUUCACCUGCUUUUGUAGUAAUGUGUUUCAGCUAUCUUAUCUAUAUAUUUUUUUUCUUCUUCUAAACACAAAGCAUUCUUAUUAACCCAACAAUAACUGGAGGGGUGGGGAAGCAGGGGGUACCUAACCUUGGAUUUCAUUGGUAUGGCCCUGUCUUUGGUCUCUCAGAAGAACCCAAUGAUAGAACUCCUGGAAUUGGACCUAGAUGGUAAUAUAUUCACGGCACAAUUGUAAGCAAAAUUACACCAUUCUAAGUCCGUUGAAGUCGAUAGGCUUAGAAGGGUGUAACUCCUUAGGAUUGCACUGCGAAUUUGGAUCUUAUUACGCAUUACACUUGGGUUCACGGUUACCACAUUGGCCAUGAUCCAGAGGACCCUAUGAGGUGCAUGGCGAUGGUUGUUCAUACAUAGUAGAACUUCUGAAUUUUGUUUUUGACUAACAGGCUCCGUGCUUCAACCUACCCUGCUUCCCCAACAAUGUAUUGGAAAGUGAAGGUUCUGUCCAGCCAAAAUUAAACCUUUCCAACUGUUUUUAAUGGAAGAAUUGAGCACAUGCCAAAAUUUCCUUGCUGUUGAAAUCCAAAAGAAGUUUACUGUGCAGUGUACUGUCUAAGCGGGGGAAAGAGGUGAAAACUGCACUUCCUUACGGGUUCUCUGGAUUAGGGCUAAGCUGGAGGCUUGUGGCACUUUAAGGACUAGCAAGUUUUUAUUGUAGCAGAAGCCGAAGUAGGCUCUAGUCCAUGAAAGUACUGAACAAAAACUUGUUCGUCUUUAAGGUGCUGCAAGACUUCUGUUUGUUUUUUCUGCUCUGAUCUUGAAAAACAUCCCAUCCGUUUAUGCAAUAGAAGGAUAUAGCCACAAAUAUCCAUAAUUCACACAUUUUAGCCAAGGACCGUUUAUUCUGCUCUUUUUUACUGUGGAUAGCUGUUUUCCCCCCAAACAAAAGUUUACAAUUAUUUUCUGUAGCUAGUAGGAACAAAGGCAAAUUGUCCCACUUGUCCAGUACUAGAUGAGUAUGAUUAACUAUAUAGUGUACUCUCUACCAUUCUCUGAAAAAAACACAGAAAUAGUGGGAAGAUCUGGGAAAGAACUGUUAAGAUCUUCUUGAAGGUGUAUCCAUGAUCGCCUCUACUGCAAAUGUAACCUUAGUCUACUUUUUUAGCCAGCUUCAGGAAAAGUCGGAUCAGACCAGAAGUUUAGUUAGGGUCACCAGGUCCAGACCCAAAGACCCUGCCUGUUUCUGUAAGAGUCAGUGAAGCAGUAAGUAGCAAGCACAAUCUUAUUUUUAUACUGCAGCAGACAGAGAAGAAAAUCAAAGUGCCACUACUGCAUAUUUUGUUGCUCUUUCCAGGUUCUAAGAGAGACGGGGCAGUCUCCGGUGCAACACCUGUCCUCUCUAAAUAUUAUUAUUACAUUCCCUACUCACAUGGUCCAAGGAUAGUGAGGGUGGACAACUGCUGAGGCCCAGAAGUUUUACGAGGCACCCCUACUGAGACUAAUGCUGCCAUUUUGAUUCUUAACAUGAUAUAAGACAUAGCUUGGUCAGAGGCUGUCUCUGACACAUGAAGUGCAGCACAGAAUCUUUUGCGGUAAUCCAACGCCCCCUGUGGCUUUCCCGUCAUACUUGUGGAUCCCCUAUGGCUCUACAUGCAUCCCCAUUCAUGCUUCUACCCCUCCCAGGUAGUUAUGAGUCCUCUUCAAGCAGAUGCACCUGAAGUCUCAAAACAUGCCUCCUUCUGUAUGAAAACUGGAGUGCAGAAUCUUUAUCCUGUGAUAACGCCUGUGCAAAUAAUUCUGUGGGUCCACCUGGCUAGCAAAUGGCUUGCUGAGAUUUAAGCAAGGAUCUCCCAGCCUGACACCAAAGUUCUAUAUUCUGAACUGACCAAGUUCCACUCGCGUCACGGGUUUCUUCUGGAAGCAGUCUGUAAGAUCAUAGAAGCCCCACUGCUGUUGUCUUUCUCUGUAUCUUAAUUGGUUUUUGCAUGGCUUUCCAUAUGCAUGAUGGCUUUCCUUUCUCUCCUUGCCGUAGCCUGCAUUUCUUAGCCUGCCCUCCAGCAUUUGAUUUCUCUCUUAACAAGCUUUCUUUCCUAAGGCAACAUGACUAACAGAAUGCAAUAUGUUUCCAAACCAGAGUUGCACACUGACGGGACAAUUUUCUGUCCUAACCCCUUUGAUGUAAAGAAGACACAGGAGUUGCAAGUUCUCCAGAGGAGACAUAUCUGGAAUGGGCUUUCCACAAUUAAAGUGCUGGUGAUCUGCCUAUUCUAAAAUGGAGAAAUUAAAUUUUAUUCUCUUAGGGUCGAUUUACCUAAUGCUUGGGAGUAUCGUUUGGCAAUCUUAAAUGGUUGCUUGAGCUUGGUGUAAAAAUUAAACUUUUCAGUUGUCAUUUCCUAUAAGACACUCCAAAGAUCCUUAACAUCACACAACUGAUGGGGGAAGUAGCCAUACUAUUGCCCCUCGGACAUACAUCUCCUCAAUUCCAAAGUUCAAAAAGUGAUGUGUUGUGGAGCCACAAUCUUGGUGCCCCUUUAACAUCAGUACCAGCCUCUAGGCUUGGUCCAGCCAUGACUAAACAAACAACUGAUUUGCGGUGAAUCUCUGAUUGGGUCAGAACUGCUGCUGCAAACAUCCACUCUGCUGAGACUCAGAUGACAACACUCAGACUGUGAAAUGGGAUAAACUGACUGUAGGAUUACCAGGCUAGGGUUUCAGAGCUCUGCCUGAGAGCCCCUUCGCACAUUAUGUUUUUAGGUGUACACCUGAGUUUUUGUUUUUAAGUUUUCAUCUACAAACAGACCUAAGGGAGGAUUAGAAACAGAACUGGCUGCAGCUCCAUCUGCUUAAACCCAGGUUUGCUUUUCCGUAAUGGUUCUCAGGAUCUAAAAGAAAAAAGAAUAUUGACAAGAAGGUGGUCAGCGUACUGUAGAGAUGAUAUAUUGGGGAUCUGCAGGUUCUAGUGGGAAUUGGGGCAGUCUUGGUGGGCUGCAGAAAGAUCUGGGUUGCCUGGUGUACAUUUAAGGUGACAACAGUUCACAGGUCAUCCAAUUUGGUGCAGUCGUCUAAAAUGAAGCAGGAAUAUUUCUUGCAUUUCCUUUGACGCUGAGAACGCUUUACCUUUUGAAUUGCAUGUCUGCACUAGAUUGGUCUAAAUACGUAGGCUUCCUCCUCCUUUGGGGGUAUCAGGAGUUGUAGUUCAGCAGAGGGGGGCAUGUGCUUGUUUAGAAGUCCCAGCAUCCGUGAUAAAACUACAUUUCCCCAGUUUCUUAAGGAAUAAUAAUAACAACAACAACAUUCGAUAGAGGGAGCCAUGGCAGUUAAACCAAUGUCAAGUGAUGAGAAGACAGCUAUCUCCUCAUCAUUAUAUUUAACCUUUCUUCUUGCAAAUGGUGCUCGCCAGCAGAUAUAUACGAAUGAAGUCUCACUUUUUCCAGGUAUCUUUUUUUUUUUUUUAAGAGCUGUGAAACUGCCUAAAAUGUUUUAAAUUCUGUAUAUUUUUUUCUAUCAUCUGUCCCUUUUUCCUUGCUGAUACCUUCGAAGAGGUGGAAGGCCUCUGAUUUCCAGAUUCCUUUCUCUGCCAAGGCCUCUGAUUUCCAGAUUCCUUUCUCUGCCAAGGCCUCUGAUUUCCAGAUUCCUUUCUCUGCCGUUGAUGUACUGCCAGUUUUCCGUCAGCUCCUGGCUAGGUAGUCCCAUUUCCUCCAUUUCUUCAAACCAUCUUUAAAAAUCUUUGAGAGAAGACGGGGGGAUACUGAGACCAGCCCUGAGAGAGGCAGAGCCUUAAAAGACCCAAAUGUCAGAGAUGAGCUAAGUUGUAACAUGAGUAUGGAAGAAACAACAGGCAAGCAGCUCACCUUCAGCCCUUUAGGCCUGAUGUAGGAGGAGCCAGUUUCCUCACCAUGCGCUACAGCUGAUUGUGAAUAUUUAUGUUCAAGUUUCCCAAAGCUUGAAUAUUUGUGUAGUGUGCUUGCACUGGCCAUGUCUCUGUGUGUUCUAUUUUUAAUUGACUUUUGUGCUCACGUAAUUUGUUAACUUUCUUUCCCCCCCUUCCCCUGAGUUUCGAAUCCUUCUGGAAGAUACUCAAGAUGCUAUGCAAUUCAGGCCCCAUCUUUACGCUCAUCAUUGACUUGAGAUAAAUACAGGCAGCCAUUCUCCAGAUGCUAACUUGCCACAGCUAGCAGGUAGCUUCUUGUUAAGCUGGUUUUCUGUGCCAUCCCACCAAUGACAAAGAAUUUUACCACAUGUUAAGAUUCAGGAAGCUGAAGAAUGUGCUCGGCAAAGCAGUUGAAAUAACCAGCUUGCCAAGUAGCUACAACUUUAUAAAACAAGGCCACAAAAAUGACUAGCCCACUAAAGAAACAACUAACCCGUCUGCCUAUCAGUUCCAGUGUAAAUUGUUUGAGGGCCAUCAACAGCCUGAGGGAAAUAGAAUCCAGUUCUUGUACAGUUUACAAAUAAAACUCUUUCUACCUGACCUUUUGGAGGCCAUCUUUACUUUCUACAGGCAAGUGGCUAUUAUGGACAUAAUAACAUGGUACGUUACCAGUUAGUAAAGACACAACUCAUGAUAAGUUCAUUGCAAGAUGCAUGGACUGACUGAACAACAUUUGCUUCUUGAGAAACAAUCUGAAGAUUGUUCAGGGGCCUCAGACAGAGUUGUUUUGCAGUAAGCUGACAGAAAAGCAAGACAGCACCUAGAUCUCCAGAAGAGCCCAUCUGUGAAACAACGCUUUUCUAGAGCGAUUGCUGUUGAAGAGGAAACAAAAUGUUGCAGGGUUUCCCUUCCGUUCAAUACACUUAUCACCAGGGCUUUUUUUCUGGGAAAAGAGGUGAUGGAACUCAGUGGGUUGCCCUCAGAGAAAAUGGCGUGGAGGGCAAUCUCAACUCCCCACUUUCUGGAGAUCAGGGGGCGGGGCCACCAGCCAUGUGACCAUUUUCAAGAGGUUCCAGAACUCCGUUCCCCUGUGUUCCCCCUGAAAAAAAACCCUGCUUAUCACUCAGUAUUAGCCUGAGGAUCGGCUCUUCUAGCCUUCCAAACAUGGCCAAUGCAUCACUUACAGAUUGCUGAAGUGGCCCCUCUGUGUGUGGGGAGGGUACAUAUGGACAGCUUCUGGGAAGGUCUUUUGUCGUACAGAUUCCACCCCCAUAAAGGCUGUCCUGCCGUGUUGCAGCCCAAGAUUGCCAUGUCAUGUGCAGCAGCCAUUACCUCAUUGUGAUGUCAUCCACAGUGGGUGUGGCUUAUGAUUGACAGAAGACAGGACUUGUAGGGGACCAGUUGCAAUGUGAAGGAAAUGUUUCCACACUGAAGAUUCUGUCACUGUCCCUCCCACCCUAAAUUAAUGAGCAACUCCUACAGCAAAUUGCACAUCUUCCCGAUAUUUAUCAAGGAGCAAAAAAGGUUCUCAGUCAGUCCAGCUGAACAUUGUGCUUUCUAAAGUGUGGAUUGAAUUUGCACCUGGUGCUCUACUUGAGAAAGGGGGAAUAGGGCUGUUUAUCCAGGAGUUUAGCUGCAACAGAAACUGGGAUGGUUUUUUUUAAGGGUUGCCUGGGGACUGUCUCUCUGGGGACAGAGAAUCCUGAGAUCUACACAUAGACCCCAAGUGGCUCUGCAAGAGUUGUUGCUACCAGUCUUUGAAGCCAUUUUCUUUUCUUUGCCAAAACGUGCCCCAUGUUUUCUGUUCAUUUCCUUUAUAUUCCCCCCCCCCUUCCAAGAAUGAAGCAUGUUAAUCUGAGAUGAUUUAUUCUUGGAACAAAUUAAGAUCUUUCUAUCCCUUCUUACCCUGAGCCCCUUAAAGAAAAUGUUGCUGCCAGCAUUGAAUUUGAUGCCCCAGCCCCACUUCGGUCCCUCUUCAAAGGAUGUGCAGCAUCACAUUUCACACCAGAAUGCAGAUAGAUUCCUGUGGGCCCCCCUUUGAACAUACAGCCCGUGAAAAGAAAUUUGGCACAGAGCCCACAGCCACAGAGGGAUGUGCGUCCUGCAGCAAGCAAAAUGCAAAAAACUGUUUCCGCACGUGGAUCCCCUUGGCUGAAUCAGAGAGCUCAUUUAAUAGCCACAGAGCCAGGUUCUUGCCCUGCUUUAGCAAUUCCCCCGCAACGUGUUGAGCUUGGUUACAACUGCACUUGCUUUUCUUUUCUUUGUCUGUAUCCGUGCCUUUCUUCACAGCAAUCCUUGGCUCUGCACAGAAUAAUAUCCCUCUUCAAAGCUAAUUGGAUGUGCUUUCGGCUUUGCAUGUAAGUACAGUGGCAAAAGACCCUUCUGCCCACCCGAGGCUGUUUUGCCAAAGGUGUGUUUUGCAACAAGAGAAAUUCUCAGGUGGUUUCUGCCAGGUAGCAUUCAGCUAGUGCAGAUCCUGAAGUCGCUGGCCCCGAUCAGUUGCACGUGUAGGUCACAACUAAAAUGAUGUCAAAGGAACCGGUUGCUUUCAGUAGAACUUAAGCACAAGCAACUUUGUCUGAAUUGUGGCCAUUCUUUUAUAACACUCUUCAUCAAGCAUGCUUGGAGUGGCAGGCUAGCAACCUGAUUUCGAAUGCCCUUCUUUGAAAAUAAGUCCAGUUGAUUUGAAUCUGCAGGCUUAUCGAUUGAGUUCAAUAGAAGCUACUUCCUAGUUAAGCGUAUAUAAGAUUUUAGCAGGCUACAGUCCUGUGGCCCUUUGAAAGACAGUUCAAGCUUUUUGGAGUCAGGGUCCUAAGGUUCACUGGGGUCUGGCUCCAUAAAUCCAUGGUUCUCAAACUGAGGGUUGGGACCCAGAAGUGGGUUGUGACUCCGGCAGGUAGAUAGCAAGACAAGGAGAGAGGAAAGAAUGGGGUGAGCUGGGAAAGGGGGCUCAGCAGCAAAUCUGGGUUUGCUUCAGCAUCACAUGUGAAAGGGCCAUGAAACGCAGCUGCUUGCUGGAUCAUUUUGACAUGUUCACAAACCCUGAAUAUGAAAAAUAGAAUAUGUGCUUGUUUUGUAUAGUGUUGGGGGGGAAAAUAGCAUGGAGUGGCUUUGCAGGUGUGUUAGGCAAAAGGCGUGUAAAUUUAGGAGUGGACCCCAUUUGAAAAAGUUGAAAACUGCUUGCUGAUGUCAUAAUAAACUGCAUAACUGUUAAGAGCGAGACAGGAGCAAGAUUGAAAUCCGGUAGCACCUUAAAGACCAACAACAUUUCCAGGCUAUGCGCUUUCAAGAGUCUGAGCUCCCUUUGUCAUAUGCCCUGGCUUCAGAAGGGAGCUUUGACUCUCAGAAGCUUAUACCCUGGAAAUCUCUUUGGUCUUUGAAGUUCCACGGGACUCAGAUCUUGCUCUUCUCCUGCAGACCAGCACGGCAACCCACCAGAAACCAUCUUCAAGGUGACAUAAGACUCUUAGCUACGACACACUUAACAGGGCUAUCCCUCUGGAAUUAGUAGGUAACGGGUCUCACUGAAGGACUUGCUUCGGAGUAAAGUAGUUUAGGAGUCCACUGCCGGUCAGAUUCCCUAGCAAGUUUCAUUAAGUAAAGAUAUUUACAGAGCAAUCCAAAGCAGAGUUACUCCAGUCUAAGCCCAUUGAAAUCAAUGGACUUGGACUGGAGUAACUCGGCUUAGGAUUGCACUGUUAGUAUUUGAGCACUAAAACACCUUGUUCACAUUAACUGUCCCUUUAGAAAAUCCCAGCUCAGAAGUAUAAGCCAUUGUAUUUGCACGUGUUUUAUCUGUGUUUUCCUACAUUAUUAUAUGUUUUAAUAUACCUGUCUUUGAGUGUCGGAGAUUGGGUAGGCCAAUAACGGCGGUUCCCCCUCCUCCAAAAUCAGGAUAAACAUUUAACCCGUUCAGUAUCCUGUCUCUGGAGGUAAUUAGGAGAGUAUUAAUGACUGCUCCAUAUGUAGAUCCGAAAUCUUUAAUUUGGCUGGGUCUCAUGGCUUCAGGCAGGAAGGUCUGAAUCGUGGAGAAAACCGCCUUUCAUUUAUAUUGGCAGGAGUUUAAAAUAUUUGAUUUCAAAGGAGAAGGAAAACAAGGUUCAAAAGUUCAUCCCGCUGUUUUUUUGGAUGAACACAUUCAGCGAAACUGAAAUCCAAAUUUUGUAAUUGUCCCAGCUUUGGAGAUUCCGUCCCCCUCACACACAGUUAUAACAGAAGGCAAAAUUACACCCCCCAACUCUGAGACAGCAUUGAAGUAUUUUUUUUUCUUUGAGAGAAAGAGAUUGGGAACACGACAGUGCCCCCUCCUCGAAAUCCAGUUCCCAAAGUGACAGCUUCAUGUCGCUUUGCCAUAGGGACGGAUGUAGCUUACCUUUCUUGCAGAUGUGAUUGGUAUUUUGUGAAGCAUGGGGGGUUGAAAAGCUCGGCGCUUCUGUGGAGCCAAUGGGGAAAUGACCAUGGAUAAAAAGUUCCUCAGAUGCUGUGAGCCGUUGAAAAUCCUCCCUUUAAAGGGUAACAAUGCGUUCCGCCCACUGGACUCACUUCUUUCUUGAUGGGACACUUCAAGUCAUUGGCCCUGCAGCCAUCUGGAGAGUUGGCUGUUUCAGAUGCCCAGCUGUACAGUGGAGGGGGCGGCCUUAUUACAUGCUCGCCAAUGUGCAGAAAUGUGGAGAUGAGCAAGGAAACGGCAAUUCAGCUUUGCUGCAUCUUGUGUCAUGACAGGUGACCCGCUCCUUGUGUGGAAGCACAAGUUCCACACGAUGAGCCCUCAAAUGGAGAUUAGGAGUGUUUGCCUGAUGAGAUUGUACCAUCUGAAGCCACCUCAGAUUUCCCCCAAUCCAGAGUAAAUAUCAACAGCAGGGCUUUUUUUCAGGGGGAACGCGGGGGAACGGAGUUCCGGAACCUCUUGAAAAUGGUCACAUGACUGGUGGCCCCGCCCCCUGAUCUCCAGACAGAGGGGAGUUCAGAUCUAAACUCCCUUCUGUCUGGAGAUCAGGGGCGGGGCCACCAGCCAUGUGACCAAUUUCUCCGAGGGCAACCCAUUGAGUUCCACCACCUCUUUUCCCAGGAAAAAAGCCCUGAUCAACAGUAAUACUUGUGCUUAGUUGAAACUGCCAUCUCUCCUCCUAAAUCCCAUCACAGCAGCAUUUAAACCACCUCAGCCUUCAGGUGCUAAUAUGUGGGAUGCUGCGGUCUAAACUUCGGACAGUCCAAUGUGAGCAGUUCCAUCAGGUCAAGAGUAAAAACAGAAAACGUUCUGAGUGGGGUGGAUGUGGGUGAGUGCACUUUUCUGGGAUUCCAAGGCCUCUGUUUUCACUUCUCUCUGUCUUCACUCAUAUGUUUCCUGUCAUUCUCAGCCAGAAUAUUGGAAAAGCCAGUGAGGGGCGGUAUAGCCUUUAAAAAUAAAAUUGGAGGUGAUUAAAGUGAGGCAGAAAGAAGAGUGUGCGGACAGAGCAUGCAGGCUGGAAUUAUGGGGUGUGUCGAGGAUUAGAAUUCCAUAGAAUCACAGGAACACCAAGAGACACCAAUUAGGGGCUACAGAAAGGUUACUUAUUAAAUGGUGUGAUUCCCAGAAACCACAAGCCCAGGAUAUAUCAACUUCAGCUAAUUUAGUAAUGAUAAAGAGCAAUAGGUUUGCCUGAUAGAUGAACUCUGGGGAUGAGCUGUACCAGUAGGGCAGUAGAAAGAGGAUGUUAAUUGUACACACUUACUUUGGGGUCUAAUGCAAGAUGUUCGUCUUCAUUGGGGCUGAAUUCUCUUAAGUCCCAAACUCUGGUCUGAAUUUCUUUUGUAAAUGUUUUUUUUUUCUUUGCAAUGUGAUGACAGCACACACACACGUGUGCAUUCAUUAUAUCUAUCCAUCUGAGUUGUGCCUAUGACUUGCUGUUCUCUCCUUUUGCUGUAUCUCCCCUUCGAAAGGGGAGUUUUAAAAAAUAUAGUUGCAUUGACAGUUAUAUAAAAUCUGUUCCUGUCUAGCUGGAGUCUAACAGUGUUGUCUUGAAACAUAUACAUGAAGGAUUCUGUUUUGUUCCCCCCUGCUCCCAGUUAACUGAAAAUAAAACUGUGAAUGGCUGUA
Eublepharis macularius is the source of this 11328-nucleotide messenger RNA. It is a transcript of the gene SEPTIN11, whose product is annotated as septin 11. Gene Ontology annotation, cellular component: septin ring; cell division site; septin complex. The coding region runs from base 68 to 1357 and encodes 429 amino acids. NCBI's taxonomy places the organism in Eukaryota, Metazoa, Chordata, Lepidosauria, Squamata, Eublepharidae. Gene Ontology annotation, biological process: cytoskeleton-dependent cytokinesis. Gene Ontology annotation, molecular function: GTPase activity; molecular adaptor activity; GTP binding. The record is from RefSeq and is a predicted model, not a curated record. The transcript has 10 exons.